AUGACCUCCACGAUUACAUCUUCCGGUGUCUGUCAGACGCCAGCUUUCACCGUCCCCUCCACCCAGAAUACAGCACCCGUACUCGAAUAUCGUUGCCUUUACACCCACGACCUACGACGGAAGCAAAAGCGGUGGCAAGAUGGACUUCUCCGAUUCCACACCUUCAACAAGCGCAUCAUGGUGUACGAUGUGUCGAGGAACUACAUCGGUGACAUGCAUUGGCGGGAGGAUGAAAUAUUGCAAGAUGGCGACGAGUUCGAGUUGGACAGAGGGGUGCUGAUACAAGUCGGAGAGGCUAUUGGGAGCAUGGAGCAAGACCUUACAGGGCUUUUUGAGAAAAGGAAGAAGGUACCGGAGGUGGCGGUUCAUGAAAAGGCCCCACACCAGCCAGUAGCGGUACCUAUGUCUGGACCGAUAGCAGCACAGCCAUCCCAGUUGCGGCCGAAGAGUUUGAAUGCGCUGCUGGGGACACCGAAGGGACGGAUUGGGAGAGCUGCCCUGCCUACAAAGUCGCCUCAUGAGCUACGCACAGAGAGUGAGAACAGCAGCUGGGACCACGGCCGCCCGGCCAAGCGUCAACGAAUAGAAUCGCAGGUGGAAAGGAGGGCGGAACCGAACAAGAUGCCACCGCCUCGAGUACCGCCAAACUCCCGGGUUCCUGAUGAAGGAGUAAAUACAACUGUCGUUGAAGCAGCUGUGGACCAGCGAUGUGAAGGACGUGUGCCAACCACUGUGCAACGAUCCGCUCUGUCAUCAGCGAGAAGCGCAGCCAGUAGACCACCCAUUUCCCUAAGUACAUGGAGUAAGGAUAACACGGACGAGGGUUCCAAGCGAGCGAUCGAGCCAAUGCCCAAGAAACGAUCUAGUGGAUCAGGAAGCUCAGAACUGACUGCGCAACAACAAAGAAAGCGAAAGCCAGAUCGCAAUGCUCAAGUAUCGCCGAAAGCUAAGAAAGUUGCAAAGCGUCUUGAUCAUGAGCCCGAGACAUGUCACGCAAGAACGAGCACUAUCACAAAGCCCAUUGAGAUCGCGUCGGACGAGGAUUCUGCGUCUACCAACCAGCAACCAAUUCAAAGAUCAAAGCUACAGAUGGCUUCACGCAAGCCACGUAAAAAACUUUUGUAUCGAGACCUACUGCCUCAAGACUCGUCUGCGAUCGGCCGUUCUUCUGGUGACGCUUCAGUCCUAGAUCGAAGUAGUCGCGACCGAAACACAUGGAGCAGACCUGAAAAACGGAAAGGACACCACAUGGCUGAGUUUCAUAAGGAAGAGCAGGAGCGGUUGAAGGCUCGACUCAAGAGACAUCAUACUAAGGAGUGUCAGCUGAAUAAUGAGCGUGGAGAGGUUUGUGGUGACACACCAGAAGAUCUUUUUCUCUCCCAAGAGGACAUAGAUACAAUAUCAGCAAACAACCCCAGAACGAAGGAGAAGCAGUCGAAGGAGAAGGCUCCCAAUUCUUCCGUAACCUGGUCCUGUCGCCGUCAUACCGAGUCUGUCCCCUCAUCAACUUGUCGUUCGUUAUCUCCUGAAUUCCUACCGGAAGUGAUACCUAGAUCUCCCUCUGCUGUUCACAGCAGCGCCAUGACUCUCGCAAAGAUGGAUCAGAUUUUAUUUUCGCGCCCUCAACCGAGAACUUCUGAAUCUGUCGAAGAGAAUGACGUUUUACCAGAAGUCUUGCCCCAAGAAUUGUCUUCACCACCAGCUCUAAAUGAACCGCUAGAUGCAGUCCCUACACCUUCCCCUCCAAAAGACCGGCCUCAUUCAUUUCCAGCCUUCCAAAUGCAAGCUCACGUACCCUCUUCGCAAGGCAUACCCCAAGAAGCAAUCAGCACACUGUCAAGACCCAACCCUGACUCACUAUCCGCAUUCGCAAAGGCUGUGCAACCCAAGGCGCAGGGACGCAAACUACGAAGUUCAAAUAUCCGACCACCUGGUUCACAUCUUCCUUCCAUUCAACCAACACCAGGAAACACUGUCUCUGCACCCUCCUCUCCACGACACCAUCCGGUGUCAGCUCCGGGCUUGCAAACCCGACCCGACGUCCAUCCUACCAAGUCUCCAUCCCCAGAGGCGCCAAUUGCAGACGUCACUAUUCCAGUACCAAACGCGAAACAUGACUCGCUCUCCGCCUUCUCGAAAAAUGUAGCGCCCAAACCGCCCACAGCACUAGAGGCAGUGCCGAGACACAAACCCAACAAACAGCCGGCAUUCACCAAGGUUACCCCAAUCAUAUCAAUCCCCAAGCUCCCAGACGAGACGGUGGAAGUCCUGUCUUCCCAACCUCCCAGCUCGCCACCCCCAGAGGCGCCGAUCGUAGCACCUCACCCUCCAAAACGUAAACCCGACUCCCUACCCGCGUUCACAAAGGUCAUUCCCACAAAGCCUCGGUCGCCGUUGAAGAAGUCAAUAUCCGACACCUCGGCUAUGCGGCCGCCAUCUGCUUUGCCUGUUUCGGGUGGGGAGGAGAAGGCUUCAUUGGACAAUCUGGGCGGGAAGGACGAGAGUGCGAGUCUGUGGAGCAAGGAGGCGUGGGAUCUGUUUGGAUGCGGUAGGGACGGGGUGGAGUGUACUUAUGAGGAAUUCAAGCGGAAAGAGGGGUUGGUGUGA
Letharia columbiana is the source of this 2607-nucleotide messenger RNA. RefSeq lists its product as uncharacterized. NCBI's taxonomy places the organism in Eukaryota, Fungi, Ascomycota, Lecanoromycetes, Lecanorales, Parmeliaceae. Gene Ontology annotation, biological process: double-strand break repair. The coding region runs from base 1 to 2607 and encodes 868 amino acids. The transcript has a single exon. Gene Ontology annotation, cellular component: site of double-strand break; nucleus. The record is from RefSeq and is a predicted model, not a curated record.